Molecule: messenger RNA, 966 nt
Organism: Camelina sativa (false flax)
Lineage: Eukaryota; Viridiplantae; Streptophyta; Magnoliopsida; Brassicales; Brassicaceae
Source: RefSeq, a predicted model, not a curated record
AUGACACUAGUUGGGGUUCUAAUGAUAACAAAUUGUGUGAUAGCACGAAGAAGAUUGUCUCAAGAAGUAAAUUUGGAAUUAGAGUUGCAACUUAAGCUUCUGAAUAAACCUGCGCUUAAAACUGUGAAGACGGAACAUGGUGACGUAUAUGAUUGUGUUGAUUUCUAUAAGCAACCUGCGUUCGAUAAUCCUCUUUUAAAAGACCAUGAUUUUCAUUUUGACAUGAAACCAAAUCAUGAGAUCCAAAGAUUGACGACUCGCGAAAGUAAAGAUUUGAGUAGCGACAAGAUUAAAGCAUUUGAGUUCAAAGGAGUCGGGUGUCCACAUGGAACUGUACCAAUCAAAAGGACAACCAAAGAGGAUCUGAUGAGGCUUAGAAACUCAACCGGCUCGAUUAUACAUCCUCAAACCGAUGCUGAUGAACCGGGACUACACUUUGCGGGAGCUCAAGUAAAUAACAGAAAGCUAGACAAUAUGAAAUUAGGAGGAGGAGAAGCUUAUUUUAGCCUAUACCAAACUCCAGACGUUGGCCAAUUGCAAUUUAGUUCUGGUUUGAUCAAAGUAGCUGCUGGUGAUGAUUUCAUAAAAGCCGGUUGGACCGACAUUGGGAGUGGGAACUGGUGGUUAAGAUUGGGUGACAUAGACGUAGGUUUUUGGCCAAUUCAAACUCUGGUAGGAUUAGGUGAUACUGCCACCGAUAUAUACUGGGGAGGAGAUGUGUUCAGUGUCCCGAACUCAAAGAGUUGUCCGAUGGGUAACGGCAAAACAAUGACGGGUCCGUACCCGAACCUAUAUGCAUAUGCACGGGGCGUGUCGGUUCUUGACGAAAAUAAAGGAACACUUGAGUCAGUAGAUGAUAGAAACGAUCUUGUAUCAGAUAUCGGUAUGAGUUACGUUCUCCAAAGUCUUAAUGGUUGGGGUAAAACCAUCUUCUUUGGUGGUCCUUCUGGUGUAUUUGGAAAAUAG